Molecule: messenger RNA, 5902 nt
Organism: Caenorhabditis sp. 36 PRJEB53466
Lineage: Eukaryota; Metazoa; Nematoda; Chromadorea; Rhabditida; Rhabditidae
Source: the annotation of a GenBank genome assembly
AUGAACUCGACGUCGGGCUCGUCGACGAUUCGUGAUUUAGUUACUCCGAAGAACUGCAACUGGGAUUUCGAUACGUUUAAUCAACCAGGUACGUGUAUUUCCAAGAGAAAUGUGCUCUAUGACCACUAGCGUGACAAGAGAAGGCGUCGUGCAUGUCUUUCUAAACACGUCUUGUCUUGCUCCUCAUCCUUUCAUGAAAGCGUCUCCAAUUUCAGAACGAAAUAGCACCAACAAACAACCGGCAUGCAAUUGUGUCGCCGAAGCGAUUCGACGCGUGACUGCUCUUCGAAAAUUGGCCACGCAACAAGGUGAGAACUAUUCAAAUAACAUCUCUAUGAAACUGCUUUGCUCAUUCAGAUGGCGACUUCACCGUGGUUCAGAACAAUGAAGUCAAAUGGGCAAAACUUUUCAUGGAAUUCAUCAUCGGCACUGCGUACUGCCAAUCCACCAAAUGUCAAGGUAUUGAUUGUUGAACUUGUGGAUCACAUUCAAUAUACUGAUAAGACCUAUACUUUACAGGUUUCUUGGACUUGGAUUGAAGUAUCUUGGGUCCAAGUUUCAGACCGAUUGGAUUAACUGGUUCGGAGAUGUGUAGAUCAGACGCCGAGAAGGCCUAUUUUUUCAAACCCGGCCCUCUCCGGAUAAUCCGAAAAACCUGAAACUUGGACCCAAUGUAGUUCAAUCUAAGUCCACGAAGACUGCCUCAUGAGGCCUGGUCCGGCAUUUUGCCCAGCCGUGCUAUGUGCAAUAAACGUAGAAAGUGGAAUACAAUUUCAGCUCAUUCGGAUGAUAUGAUUUGGUAUGUGCACCAGGCAAAGCUCACCAACUCAUUCUACAUACAAGGGGUACGCAUUACAACUUCUGACUGACUACUAACAACAGAAUUGUUCAGAAUCAGAGUCUCCUGCAAGUGUUCCGUCGUCACAGCAAGAACCAGCCGACUCCGUGCGAUGACAGCUACAACUGGGAGGAAACGGUGUGCCUCAACAUUAUUAUGCAACAGGUGAAAUUUGCCCAGUCACUGGCUUCAUCAAUUUGCAAUUCUAUUUUUAGAUCGACUUCUACGUGACAUGCGCUGUUUGCACCAAAACGGGCCCUCAAAAUUUGCAAAUCAUUCGGAAGAACUGUCAAAGAGUGUUCCCGUCGCCGAGUCGCCGUCGAAUGGAUAGUAAGGGUGAAAACGAGGAAAUCACAUAUCCGAAACUGUAUUUCGCAAUUGACGGUUUUGAGGAGGUAUGUGUAGGCGUUCAGGGUGGUACAAGGAAUGAGAACUGGAGGAAUAACAACUGCUACAAAUGAGAACUCGUAAUAAAUGAGAACUGCUACAAAUAAGAACGGAUUAUUUGAAAAAUCAGUAAAGAUUUACGUGUGAUAUUGUGAAAUAAUGACUUCUCAUUUGUAGCAGUUCAGCGUGGUCUCAUUCCGCCAUUUCUCAUUUAUAGCACUUCUUAUUCCUCCAGUUCUCAUUCCUUGUACCACCGCGUUCAGUAAAGUUGCGGAACCGAGUCUGUUUCAGAUUUUCAACGAUGUGAUUGUCCGUGACGGAGAAUGUGUCUGCGUCGAGUUGGUGGCCCGAGACCGUCAGCGAACGCGCGAGUCCGUUGUCUUCCUCGGCUCGAUUCGCUAUGAAAUUCUGAAGCAAGUGUACGACACGAAAGCGUCGUCAACUUGGCAAUGGGCGCAAAAGUUGAUGAAGGCGGGCGAACGACGGCAAGAGUUUGUACGAAUGCGCGGGCCGCAGGGCAAGGGAUACGCGGAAAUGGCGGUGGCGAGAGUGCCCAACUGCGGAUAUGAGACGCCGCUCACUGAGAACCCCAUUGACUUUUUGGAACUGGCAGGGGUGAGAGUGAUCGACUUUUGACGUGUUAGGAAGGAAUUCUUUCUGUUUCAGGUCGAGCAAUCUUUGGGAAAACGGCGAAUGUCCGAGACAAACUUGGCUGGCGGAACCCGCAUGUUCCCUUCAAGGUCCAUCGCCACUCCAUCGCACUCCUCUCGUGGACGACGCUGGCAAAGCGAAGCAGAUACUGUCAACCAGUAUCCAGAAGUCGAAGGCAGCAAUCUUGAUGAUGGUUAGUUUUGCGAAUUCUUUUCUGUAGUUCGGAUCGUAGUUAUUUCAAGAAACCGAAAAAAUAACUGUUUCAUUUAUGACCUUCAGCCUAAAUUAGGCCGGUGGGCGCUAAAAUAACCUUCAAAAAGCGCGACAGAACUGUUGCAAAGAACAGAAGAAGAGUAUUUUUGUUCAGAACUCGACGAAGGCCCGACGAAUAAACUGUGGUCGAUGCGUGGAUUUGCUCAGGUCUGGCAUGGACUCCGUGAGAAGAAACGGGCAGAAUGCACCCCUCUCAACGCAUUUUUGACCUACGUCACACUCCCAUGGAACAGCAUUCUUAAUGGUUUGUACUUUUUGGUCUCCUAGUGAAUCAAAAUUAUUGUUACAGAUCUUCUGAGCGAUCGGCAAAAACGUCCGAUCUUGACAUUUGAAUUCGAUGCUCCUGCACAUAACCACGACUGAUUUAUUCAAUAUUUUGAACAAUCGUUGUUAAAAAAUAUUUCGUAACUAAUAUAUUAUUUGGCUAACUUUCCUUUUCAUCACAGUUCCGUUUUUUCCCAAAUGUUCUCGCACCGACAGUAUCAUUUGAUCUCUUUCUCACCGCACUCUCUUGUCAUCAUUGUCCAGCACCAGUUGAAAAAAAUCCCUUUUUGUGUAAUAGCGAAACUCCUAAAGUUCACCCUUUUUCGUUUUCGAGUUGCAAGAUCAUCCUCAAUAAAUGAAAUAACUUGAAGAGAAAAAAAUAAGAAAGUGUCGAUCAGAUAACUGAUCGUUGUGUUGUGUUGUUUUGUUUGUUUUUUGCAAGGAAAUGUCGAAGAAAUUAAAAGAACGGGAGCAGGUUUUAUAAAUGGACACGUGGAAACUUUUGAUGAGCUUGACAAUGGAUCGUCAAGGACGACCAUGCGGAUUUGAAAUUGAUAAUCACAAGACAUGACAUCACGUUUUCAAUGAGGCCCACCCAAACAUAACUAUAAAAGAGAGACAAAACAACAAACAGUUCAGGAAAACCAUACGGGUUUCCAUCACACGAGAAAGUUCUCAUUACCUCACUGAUACAGGUAACGUUUCGAUUUCGAUUCCAUUUUCCAAUGACAAAUGUUAAAUUUCAAUUUCAGGUUCCCCAGUCGUGCGCCGCCGGUCAGUCCAACGGGGGUGUCUUUUUCCUUUUUUCUCUCGCCUUUCCAAAUUCAAUUCCGUUUUAACUUCUACCAAGUUGGUAGGUGCGUGAUAAGCAUCUCUCCCGAUUGUCGCAAAAUCGACCGCCCCGCCCCAUAUCAAAGCGGUAAGUCGGAAGAUAAUACGGGAAAAAUCUGUGACGGAACAGCGGGUAUAUAACUUGUCGUCAGGACCCUAGUUCUUCAUUUCUUUAUUUGCUUUCUAAAUAAAAGACUUUCAGAACACAAUGUUACUUGUGACGUCAAUAAUCCUUUGGACAAGUUCUGUUGUGGUAAGUCACUUCACUUCCAGUAAGUACAAUCACAAAACCACAACAAAUUUCAGUUAGCACAAUACGAACUGGACAAUAUCCUACCGUACAACCCUCCGGGAUACAUGCCUCCGAUGCCGCCCACAGAUCCACCGGGAUAUGAGCCCGAGCCAGAGCUCACUGUCAACCCAACCCCACCCUCGACAGGACUUCGCGCUCCUCCAUUACCCUCUUGGACACACAAGGUAAUCAAAUCAGCGUCGAACAGGUUUUCCCCCGCCGGUCACACGUUGUUAUGAAAUGAUCGGAUUGAUAGACAGAAUAACACCAUUAAAAACCUAUUUCAGAUACCUCACGAUAACGAGAUCUUGACUGAAUCAUCUGGUCAACAACCAAAAGUUGAAGAGACUAUUUCCAUUGGAGAAGGAUCCGGCAGUGACGGUGAUGGAUCUGGAUCUGGAAUUGAAUCCGGUUCCGGAAUUGGAUCGGGGGAUGGAAGCGGCGAGUUUCUGGAGGCAUCGGGUAGAAAACUCUGGCACACAUUUUCCAUUAACACUUCUUUAUCAGGUGAAGGCAGCGAAGAAGAUAAUUUAGUGGAUAUCAUGAAGGGAAUGGACCGCGAGGCAGUUAUCCUGGGCGUUCACUGCCCGACCGACACAGUUUUCAUCAUAGAUGCCACGUCUUCUGUCCGCGGUAUCUUCGAACAUUAUAUCACGUUUAUCGAGAAGGUACCAAGGAAAUGAUUGAUACUGCAACAGCAAUUGUUUGAACUUUGAGGUGAUCGAAGGACUUGAUAUCUCACCAACCGUUGAUCACGUUGGCGCCAUGAUCUACAGUAGCGAGAAGAAGCAAAAAAUGAAAAUUCCACUUGGAACACACACAGAUAUGGGAAGCUUGAUGAAAGCCGUCGAAGGUACGUCAAUCCGUUGGAUUACUGGGUUUCUGCCGUAGUCAUCAAUCAAAAAUUAGGUGACUAGUAGUAGUGCGUCCAAAGAACUAGAGUAGAAGAAUUCCAUUCCACAAUCGAGAGAUAUAUCUACCGCUACACAUGAUUCUCAAUUUAAAACACUUUUGCAUGCACUUUUUGACGAUAAAAAUCAUUGGCUACAUAGUUUUUGGGUUAGUGGAAGACGAAAAUAAUGUGAAUACUGCAGAAUUGCCCUUCUUCUCCGGAAUUACCGCCACCGGACAGGCACUGAAGUUCGCCGCGCAUCAUACGGAGGGAAGACGUGACAAUUUGACUUUGAAUUUUGUGAUUCUAACUGACGGAUACAGGUAAAUCGGCAAAUUGGAAUCAAAAAAGUAUAGUUGAACCUUUUCUUUAGUUAUGAUCUUAUUGAAAGUGGUGCAAAGGAACUGCGGGCAGUUCCGAAUUCUACAGUUUAUGCAGUUUCUAUUGGAGAGAUUUACUUGAAGUGAGCUUACUUUCAUGGAUUUUAAAAGAACUUUACAAUGCUUUUCAGAAAGGAACUAGAAAUGAUCACCGGCAAUCCAGAAAAUGUGCUCAUUGGCUCAAUGUCAUACGGGACUCUGGUCAAACGUCUCAAAUUCUGCAGUGCGCGUGCCAGAGCCCGUUUCCAACACGACGCCUCACCACACCAUGCACUGGUUCAUCCCGGAGAGUUCAUGAGUGAUCGGCAUCAGCAUCGAUCUGAAACUGACGCAAGUGAGGAAGCCAGCGGAAGUGACGAGGCUGUCGUCAGGGAUUCUUCGGAUACACUUCCUGUGAGAGACUGCAAGUAUGACAUCGGAAUCAUCUUCGACUCCUCCGGCUCUUUGAUGCAAAACUUCCAACGCCAACACGCAUUUGCCAAUCAGCUCGUAGAUCAAAUGCCGAUCGCCGAGAAUGCUACCAGGGUAUUACUGUUUAUAUCUAUAUAUACUCGAGCGUCUCAAAUUAAUUGUUUUUCAGGUCGGAAUCAUUCAAUUCGCUGGCAGAACAAAGACACGUGUUCUUGUUGACUUCGGGUACCGCCUUAACGCAAUUUCCUUUUAUUAUUUGUGAUUUUCAGUGGAAACAAAACAAAAUCCGAGUUGAAGACUAUUAUCGAUAGAUCUCCGUUCUACUCAGGCACAACUUACACAAAUCAGGCUCUGAAAAGGAUGGCCAAGUUGUUUGAGGACUCAUCGAGAGACGGGGCCAAAUGCAAACUUGUUAUUUUCACCGAUGGAUACUCUGCUGAAGACACUUCUGAAGGUUUUUUUCGUAUUUUGUCCAAGUACUGAUUUUGUAAUUGAUUCUAGGCAUCGAAGCUCUGAAAAGUCGUGGAGUUGUGAUCUACACGGUGGGCAUCAGCACGGACCGAUCAGCCGGGUUGAACAUGAACGAGCUGAAAGGAAUGGCUACGUCUCCGGAGCAUUACUUCGAUUCCACCGACUUUGAUUUUCUUCUCCUACAUUUCCCAUCCACUAAAUACUGUUCAUAG